AAGAGGAAUGCCUGCCUUGAGUAAUAGCAACCAGAUGGGAGGUGCUAUGAAUGCAAUAGGAAGUUAUAAUUCUUUACAUUCAGUGUUUGGUUCAGGAGACACAAACACACCACCAUUAUUAGACCUAAGUGAAUUUCCUUCAUUAACUAAUAGAAAUGCAAGUGAUGUACCUCAACCAAGUCCAAUGCCAGGUGGUAAACCAUACGUAGGGAUGGUUAAACAACCUACAUCAGAGUCAAGUGAAUUUACAAUGUCAUCAGAGGAUUUUCCUGCCUUACCAGGUACACAAAGUAGGGAUGGGUGCUCAUCACCAAACGGUACAAACUUAUCAUCAGAUAAAAACGGUAGUGGAGGUGGAGGUGAUGGUGUAACGGACGGUGGUAAUCGGACGUCGGACGGAAGUAAAGGAGCAAAUUCUAAGCAAGGCAUCGAAACUUAUCCAGACGGCAGAGUGACGAAUAUUCCGGCGAGUAUGGUGAACGACCAAUUCGGCAUCGUCGGUUUGCUGACUUUCAUUCGAGCAGCAGAAACCGAUCCCAAUUUAGUAUCACUGGCGUUAGGACAGGACCUCACGGCGCUCGGACUGAAUCUCAAUUCACCCGACAAUUUGUAUCCCACGUUUGGUGGACCGUGGGCGGAGCAUCCGUGCCGUCCCCAAGAUAUAGACUUUCACGUUCCUCCUGAAUAUCUCGUUAAUAGUGCGAUAAGAGAUAAGUUGGCAGCGUUAAAACUUAAUCGUUACAAAGAUGAUCUCCUAUUUUUUCUAUUUUACAAUUAUUGCGGCGAUGUUCUUCAGAUUGCUGCAGCAACCGAACUGUACAGUAGGGAGUGGCGGUAUCAUACGGAAGAAAAAAUGUGGAUAACCCAGGUCCCUGGCAUGGUGCUGAUGGAGAAAACGUCUACGUAUGAGAGGGGCACCUAUUAUUUUUUCGACGCAAAUAAUUGGCGAAAAGUAGCUCGUGAGUUUCAUUUGGACUACAGCAAGCUGGAGGGUCGGCCCGUCAUUCAGUCCGCAAUGCACAAUCCCACGUGAACGACCUUUUUUCCCUCCACCCCUCAUACAACCGUUUUCAUCACCACCAACUUACAUUUUUUCUUCUUCUCCUUCUUCAUACAGUUGCCCACAUUUGCUUUUUUCUUCCCAGAAGAACCACAUCGUUGUGAUUGCAGUUUUAAUUUUAUUUUCUUUCAUUUGUCGGUCAUCUUUAUAUUAGAACAUUUAUUUAUUAAUAAACCCUCGCAUUCGAUAAAAGACCUACUAGUGUUAAUUGACCUAAAGAAGCAGCUAGAAAAGAGGGAGAAGAAAAACCAAUGACAACCACACAACAGUAAUAGUUUAAAAAUGGACUCUGAUGGCUUUUUAAAGGUUUCUGGAGCUCAGUUGAGUGGAAUAAAAAUAAAAUUGUUAGUGACGCAUAAGUCAAUUAUAAUCAACAAAGAAAAAUCAGAAAUAAGUGAUAAUCAUUUACUUUUCUGUGUUCAUUGUUAUGAGUGAUUUUUUUUUGAAUUAUAUAUAUUUCGUUUUGAUUUUAUAGUGAAUUACUGUAAUUCUGUUAUUAAAAUAACUAUAUCAACUGGUCUGCAGGAAUGACGUGAGUUAAAAAGUUAACAUCUGGAAUAAGUAUUACAGUUAAUAUUUGAUGAAAUUCUUGAACACAAAUACAUACAGGACAUACACAACACACAUAUACUGUCAUUUUAUUUGUAAAUUACUUGUACAUUAAUAAACAUUGUCGAUGAGUUUA
Messenger RNA from Agrilus planipennis (emerald ash borer), 1745 nucleotides. It is a transcript of the gene Rga, whose product is annotated as CCR4-NOT transcription complex subunit 2. The record is from RefSeq and is a predicted model, not a curated record. The transcript has 5 exons. Lineage: Eukaryota; Metazoa; Arthropoda; Insecta; Coleoptera; Buprestidae. The coding region runs from base 8 to 1033 and encodes 341 amino acids. Gene Ontology annotation, cellular component: P-body; CCR4-NOT core complex. Gene Ontology annotation, biological process: regulation of DNA-templated transcription; nuclear-transcribed mRNA poly(A) tail shortening; regulation of stem cell population maintenance.